AAGGUAUUAGUGUUGUUAACACAUUAUUUUUUGAGUAUUUUUUAAUUUCAGUUUAAAAAAAAAUGUUUUUAUCAAAAUUACAAAUUUUAAUUAUAAUUGUCAUGUUUGACACUAUAUUUUCUCCUUUAACCAGUGCUAGUGCUUUAUGCAUUGGUACUUUACCUGCAUCGUGCUUAACUGAAUUGACUGAAGAAGAAGCUAAUGAAACAUUAAAGUAUGUGAUUAGUAAAUAUGAAGAAGUCGAAAUGAAAAUAAUUGGCGAACCUGUAUCCAUCUACGGUUUGCGUUUGUCAUACGGCGAUAUUGAGGAAGAACUGAAUAUUCAUUUUAAAUACAUUGACAAUACUCAACACGACAUCAUACAGAAUUGUGUUUUUGCUUUGUAUCAUCGUCAAAAUGAAUGUGAAUUGAUUAAAACUAUUUGCAAUACAUUUCUGCCGAUUACACCGCGUCCUCUAUUGCAACGUAAAGAUUUGCGUAUUUGUAAUGAUGGCAGUGAUGUGCAACUAGUUGAAAAGGAAGAUGAUGAUGACGAGGAGGAAACGACAAUGGUGACAACAACAGAUGCCGAACAGGUUGCUUCAAAAGCUAACAGUGUUGCUGAAGGUUCUGAAAAUGAUGGCGAUGAUGAUGAUGAUAAGCAACAACUGCGACAGUCGGCACAGCAACGCAGUAUUGAGGCGGAAAGUGAAUGAAAUGAAUACCAGUUGACGACAUGAAAGAAAAUAUGCGUGCUGAGGACACAAAAUAUGUUUGUUAUCUGUAAUGUUCAAGAGGAUGAUGUUGGUAAUUUAGUUGUAAAGAGAAAAGUUUUCAAUAUUAUUUUAGUUUUACUUUUUUUUAAUAUAUAUUUAUAAAUGCAAUAAUGUCUUCUUUUGUUUAUGCAUUUGCUCAUAAUAUGAAUUCACAUUUAAUAAAUGAAAACAGUUUAUUAAAAAGUUAUUGUUUUGUUACUU
Messenger RNA from Lucilia cuprina (Australian sheep blowfly), 956 nucleotides. RefSeq lists its product as uncharacterized. The transcript has 4 exons. The record is from RefSeq and is a predicted model, not a curated record. Lineage: Eukaryota; Metazoa; Arthropoda; Insecta; Diptera; Calliphoridae. Bases 63 to 695 code for a protein of 210 amino acids.